Messenger RNA from Trifolium pratense (red clover), 2367 nucleotides. Its product is annotated as DNA polymerase eta. Gene Ontology annotation, molecular function: damaged DNA binding; DNA-directed DNA polymerase activity. NCBI's taxonomy places the organism in Eukaryota, Viridiplantae, Streptophyta, Magnoliopsida, Fabales, Fabaceae. Gene Ontology annotation, cellular component: replication fork; site of double-strand break; nucleus. The record is from RefSeq and is a predicted model, not a curated record. Gene Ontology annotation, biological process: error-prone translesion synthesis; response to radiation. Bases 135 to 2207 code for a protein of 690 amino acids. The transcript has 16 exons.
GGAAGAAAGAAAAACACAUGAACAAAUGAAUUAUUAAUUUGGCGUGAGAAAAACAUGAGUAGAAGAACGAAAUAAAGGAAAUAAAUAGAUUUGGAGGGAAAAGAAAAAGAAAAGAAGAGAAGAAGAGAGUAGCGAUGCCGGUGGCGAGGCCAGAGACUUGUGAUGGAAGAGUCAUUGCUCACGUUGACAUGGAUUGCUUUUACGUUCAGGUUGAACAGAGGAAGCAACCUAGUUUAAGGGGUUUGCCUACUGCAGUUGUACAGUACAAUUCCUAUAAAGGCGGAGGCUUGAUUGCUGUUAGCUAUGAAGCUCGCAAAUGUGGAGUCAAACGUUCAAUGCGGGGUGAUGAAGCAAAGAAAGCAUGCCCACAAAUUCAAUUGGUUCAAGUCCCUGUAGCACGUGGUAAAGCCAACCUCAACACAUAUAGGAAUGCAGGAUCAGAGGUUGUUUCGAUUCUUUCACGGAAGGGUCGAUGCGAGAGAGCUUCAAUUGAUGAGGUGUAUCUUGACCUCACCGAUGCUGCUCAAACUAUGUUAAUGGAAACUCCUCCUGAAAGCGUGGAAGAUGUUGAUGAGGAAGUUCUCAAGUCACAUGUUUUGGGGCUUCAAAUUAAGGAUGGAGAUGAUGCUAAAGAAGAAGUUAAGAAGUGGCUUUGUAGGAGCGAUGCUAGCUACCAAGAAAAGCUAUUAGCUUGUGGGGCCUUCAUUGUUGCCGACCUCAGGAUGCAAGUUUUGAGAGAGACAGAAUUCACAUGCUCUGCUGGUGUUGCUCAUAAUAAGAUGCUUGCUAAACUUGCUAGUGCUAUGAACAAACCUGCACAACAAACAGUUGUGCCACAUUCAUCUGUUGCAGGGUUACUUGAGUCUUUUCCGAUAAAGAAAAUGAAACAGCUUGGAGGAAAGCUGGGGACUUCUUUACAAAGUGACCUUGGUAUCAAUACCGUUGGUGAUUUGCUUCAGUUUUCAGAGGAGAAGCUACAACAAUGUUAUGGGAUCAAUACUGGUACUUGGUUGUGGAAUAUUGCGAGAGGAAUCAGUGGGGAAGAAGUUGAGGGGCGACUACUUCCCAAGAGUCAUGGUUCUGGAAAGACAUUUCCUGGGCCUCAAUCUUUGAAGACAAUUGUUUCUGUUCAACACUGGCUUAAUGAACUGUGUGAAGAGCUGAGUGAACGCCUUGACUCUGACAUGGAUCAAAACAAACGGAUUGCGCAUACAUUGACUCUGAAUGCUAGAGCAUAUAAGAAAGGGGAUUCAGAUUCACAUAAAAAGUUCCCUUCUAAAUCUUGUCCUUUAAGAUACGGGACUACAAAGAUCCAAGAGGAUGCCCUAACUCUAUUUCACGCUGGAUUACGUGAUUUUUUGGGCUUUUGCAAGACCCACGGCAGUGAAAAUAACUGGGGAAUAACUGCACUUUCUGUUUCUGCGAGUAAGAUUGUCCCCAUACCAUCUGGGACACAUUCAAUUGCUAAAUACUUCAGUGAGCGACUUCCAUCUGGUUCUUCAUCAAAUCAAUCAGUAGAUAAUCUCAUUGAUGAAGUUGCACCAUCGUCACCUUCAGGUAGUGAAAAUUGUUUGGGAGUGAUUCCUAAUGAAUUGCAACUUGAAUAUCCUGAAGAAGACAUGGGAGUGAACCAUUCAAAGGUUUGUCUAGAUCAACAGGAUCUGUUGAGCAAUUUAUCCGAGAAAGUAGAUGGCUUUACUGAAGCAUCCUCCCUUGUGGCUCCCCCAGAAAAUGAAGUCAGGAUAACACAGAAUAAGCCAUAUAGAGAUUUACCUGCAAAAGAAUCUAGGCUUGCUUCCAACAUCUCCAGUUUGAAAGCAGUUGAGAAGAAAAAGGCAACAGGAAAAAAGCCUCAAGGGAAUUGUUCAAUUACGAAAUUCUUCAAUAAUUCCCAGUCUUCAUUUGAGAAGAAGAAUGUUAGAAAUGGUCAAGGAUCACAGGCUGGUAUUGCUAGUUAUUUAACAAGUAAUCAAGUUGAGAUAUCGGCUGAGAUUGAUACAAAUAACAGUGGAUGUAGCAUAAAUAAUAUGCCUCAAGGAAGACAAGCUUGGAGUUAUAAUGUUGAUGAGAUUGACCCCUCUAUCAUUGAUGAAUUACCGCCAGAAAUUCAGGAUGAGUUUCGAACAUGGCUUAGGCCUCAUAAGCGGCCUAAUGUGGUUAAACGAGGUUCUAGUAUUACUCAAUAUUUCCGGCCUGACAAAAGUUGAUAAAAUGAUUAUCGACUUUGGUGAUUGGUCUACUGUACAUAUCGAUGUUUUAAAUAUAUGUAAUUUGUCAUUGGCAACUUGGUUUAGAUUUUUAGGGAAUUAGUGCCAGGAACUUUGUAUACUAUGUACCUUUUUAAUGUUAUGUAAAUGUAAAAAUAUA